This is a messenger RNA of Zychaea mexicana, 669 nucleotides long. Its product is annotated as tp53rk protein-like protein. The coding region runs from base 1 to 669 and encodes 222 amino acids. The record is from RefSeq and is a predicted model, not a curated record. Lineage: Eukaryota; Fungi; Mucoromycota; Mucoromycetes; Mucorales; Lichtheimiaceae. The transcript has 6 exons. Gene Ontology annotation, molecular function: protein serine/threonine kinase activity; ATP binding. Gene Ontology annotation, cellular component: cytosol; EKC/KEOPS complex; nucleus. Gene Ontology annotation, biological process: protein phosphorylation.
AUGCGCGUACAAGGACAACUAAUAAAGCAAGGAGCCGAAGCUCGAGUCUUCCAUUUGCCUACGUUUCUAACGACACCACAAGGAUGCAUUGCCAAAGAACGUUUCCCAAAAACAUACCGUCACCCCGAUCUCGAUCGCCAGUUAACCGCCAGACGCGUCAUUCAAGAAGCACGAUGUCUGCAGAAAUGCAGAAAGAGCGGCAUGGACACACCAACCGUGUAUCUUGUGGAUAUACCCGCCUCGACCAUUUACAUGGAACGUAUUGUAGGCGUUACUGUUAAGCACCGGUUACUGCGUAGCCAAGCAAUCAACUAUGCAGAUAUCGACCAAGCGGCACUGGCAGAAAAAAUCGGCACAUCCUUGGCAAAAAUGCAUGCGCAAGACGUUGUGCAUGGCGAUUUGACCACAUCCAAUUUAAUGAUACGUGACGAUAAUGGAUCCUUGGUGGUCAUUGAUUUUGGAUUAAGUUAUGUCUCUGUCUUGCCAGAAGACAAGGCUGUGGAUUUGUACGUACUCGAACGCGCAUUCUCAAGCACACACCCCAACACCGAGGAUCUGUUCGCACGUAUUCUAGAACAUUAUGCCAAGGGAUACAAACAAUCCAGAGCUAUUUUGGCAAAGCUGGAUGAAGUUAGGUUACGUGGACGCAAGCGAAGCAUGGUCGGCUGA